UACGACGCGGAGUCCGACCCUACGACAGAACCGUUGGUCCUCACCGCCCUGAGCACCGGAGGCCCCUGGUUCUAUCACGAGAUCAUCUGGAAGGACAUGAACUCGGAUGGGAAGUUGGACGUCCUCACUGCGCGUGCCCAGAUUAAAACUUUUGGAGGUUCAAGCAAGCAACUUGUCUGGUUCGAGGCGCCAAAGUGGCAGGAACACGUGAUCAACAAUGGUGGUGACGUUUUCAUCCAAAAUGAAAAGAUCACGGUGAAGAAUGUGACUUAUGACGUCAUUCUGGCUGCAGUGUUUUUCUCCAAGUCGAUUGUGAUUACUUGGACGGAGGGAGAGGACUGGUUGGACGCCACCAAGAUCCACUCCAGAGUGAUAAGCGAAGAGACGACGAGUCCGUUCGCCCUGAAAUACUUGGACGUCAACGGAGACGGCAGAAAUGACGUAUUGGUUUCCUUGAACGAUGCGAAGAAUGGCAGUGUCAUUGUCUUUGAAAUGCCACAUGAUUUUAGGAGUGGUGCAUUCAUACGACAUGAGCUGUGUCAUGGCUUCAAGGCCCAACCCGAAGUCAUCCCGAUGCCAGGUCGGGGUAGCCCCGGUUUCAUCUACCCCUUGUCGAUGAAGACCACAGCCAAGGUCCUCAAAAAAUGGUCCUAUGAUGCUUCAAACAAGAUGUCCUUCCUGCUCUCUGGAGAUGACGGUGGUUUCGUCUAUAUUCUCGUCCCACGAAGCAACGACUCGGCAGAAUGGCAUUACGACCCCAUACCACUUUUCGAGGCCAAGACAACUGUUGGUGAUCUUUACGUUAAGGACUUGGACGGUGAUGGAAAUGAAGACAUUUUAGUUGCAGCUUAUAAUCUCAACCAAGUGCACAUCUAUUCAUUCACGCCCUAGGGUUUCUGUGAGAGGACAGAUUGGCCAACCCACCUGUCUUGCCUUGACAGCUGUUGAUGGGAAGAUCCCUUUUGUGAAAGGAUCUGCACAGUGAAAGACGUUUUAGUUGAUGCUUAUAAUCUCAACACAUUCAUUCAUUUACCUUAGAUUUCUGUGAGAAGAGGAGAGGGCUGCGUAACAUCAGGCUAUGAAAAUUAAAGAAGACAGCUUGGUUUUCUGUCUUGUCCAACUUUGAAGCCAAUAUCGCUGUUGGUGGACUUUGA
Molecule: messenger RNA, 1154 nt
Organism: Lineus longissimus
Lineage: Eukaryota; Metazoa; Nemertea; Pilidiophora; Heteronemertea; Lineidae
Exons: 5
Source: RefSeq, a predicted model, not a curated record